ACGACACACAACUUCCACUAUAUUCACCUGGAAACUAGAUACAACGCACAUUUGCACCAAUGAAGGGUGAAGAUGAUGCAAACACUGCGAUGAAAGAUGAGGAGGCUGAUGGCUCGGGUGAGAAACUCUUGGGUUUCAACAGCACAGAGGAGCAGGCGUCAGGGCCGGGAGGACAGGACAGCAUGUGGCGAAAUGAGAGAUAUGAAUCCGUCCCGUUGGAUGUGAAGGGGAUUGAUGAAGACGACUCUAAAGGCACGAGGGAUUCUCUAUACCCACCGACAGGCUCUGCUCUCCGGAAAACUCGACAGUCGGAUGAGAGACCGAAGGACUCGAAUCUGUGGCCGUACUUCCAGGACGGCCUGAGGCGGAUAGAUUACGUGCUCACCUACCACGUCCAGAAGCCCCACAGCGCUCGCAAACAGAAGUCCCGUUCCUGCUGCCUGAGCCGCGGGCGUAACCGGCCCGGCUCACCGGCCCACGACGACCCCGAACUCGCAGCACAAGAGCAGAAGCUGGAUUACCACGAGGACGACCUGCGCCUCCGCCGGGACGAGUUUGAGGAGAACCUGCGUGAAAUGGGCCUUGAGAUUGAGAAAGAGGAAGGGACUAAAAUCCCAGGUGUGGGAUUCGUGAAGAUACAUGCGCCUUGGGAAGUUCUCUGUCGAGAAGCUGAGUUUAUGAAGCUCAAAAUGCCAACAAUAAAGAAAUAUGAAGUCAGUCAUGGAAGCGGCAUUGCGGAGAAGGUCAACAUGUUUAUGCAGAAAGUCACUGCACCCUUGCAACCUAAAGUUGUGGACAGCCGAACGGAUAAUGAGAAACACCUCUCCUACGCGUUCUCAAGAGAAAAACGGCAUCUCUUUGAUUUAUCAGACAGGAACUCCUUCUUCAACAGCAAAACCAGGAGCUCAAUAGUGUAUGAAAUUUUAAAACGAACAAAAUGCACACGGGCUAAGUAUAUCAUGGGAAUCAGCAGUCUCCUCGGCAGUGGCGUUUACACAGAGGCCUACCCUUUACACGAUGGAGAUAUUGACAGCGUACAUGCUGAAACAAAUGACAGAAAGAUCUUGUAUGAAGAGUGGGCGAGUUACAGCAUAUUUUACAAGUACCAGCCCAUCGGACUUAUCAGGAAGUAUUUUGGUGAGAAAGUGGGCCUGUACUUUGCCUGGCUGGGUGUGUAUACUCAGAUGCUAAUCCCAGCAGCGGUUGUGGGUGUUAUCGUGUUCCUGUACGGCUGCGCCACGGUGGACGACAACAUUCCCAGCAUGGAGAUCUGCGACGAGAGAAACAACAUCACCAUGUGCCCAAUGUGUGACCGAGCCUGCAGCUACUGGAAACUGGUGUCGGCUUGCGGGACGGCCAGGGCCAGCCACCUGUUCGACAACGCGGCCACCGUCUUCUUCGCCAUCUUCAUGGCACUGUGGGCCACCAUGUUUAUGGAGCACUGGAAGAGAAGGCAAAUGAGGCUAAAUUACGUCUGGGACAUGACCGGCUUUGAAGACACAGAGGAGAAACAAAAGAGUCAUCAUAGAGCAGAGUAUGAGUUCCAUGUCAUGAAGAAGUCCUUGAAGAAAGAGAAAUCUCCAAAGAGAGGAAAUGUGAAGCUGACAUGCACAGACAGAAUGCCAGCUUACAUGACCAUUAUCGUCAUGAUGGUUUUUUUGAUCUUUGUGACCUUGGUCAUCGUGUUUGGUGUGGUGCUAUACAGGGUCUCCAUUAUGACUGCCCUGCACAUGAGUUCCACUCCCACUUUCCGCACUAAUAUACGGGCCACCGUUAAAACGACUGGGGCUGUCAUCAACCUUAUCAUCAUCAUCAUCAUGGAUGAGGUCUAUGGAGCAAUUGCACGUUGGCUCACUAUUAUGGAGGUUCCAAAAACUGACAAAAGUUUUGAGGAGAGGCUGAUCUUCAAGACGUUCAUACUGAAGUUUGCUAAUGCAUUUACCCCUAUUGUGUACCUGGCAUUCUUCAGAGGCAGACUCAUCGGACGCCCAGGCAAAUAUAUCUACGUAUUGGGGUCUUACCGGAUGGAAGAGUGCGCUCAUGCCGGCUGUCUGAUGGAGUUGUGCAUUCAGCUCUGCAUCACCAUGCUUGGCAAACAGCUCAUCCAGAAUAACCUGUUUGAGAUUGGCGUCCCGAAACUGAAGAAACUGCUCCGACAACGCAAGAUAGACAAAACGCAUCAGGAAGAGCUGAACAAAACGCUUCAUCGCCACGAGAAGGACCACUUCCUUGGGCCCUUUGUCGGACUCAACCCAGAGUACAUGGAAAUGAUCAUUCAGUUUGGGAUGGUGACCUUGUUUGUGGCGUCCUUCCCGCUGGCUCCGCUCUUUGCUCUUCUGAACAACAUCAUCGAGAUCCGUCUCGAUGCCAAAAAGUUUGUGACGGAACUGAGAAGACCGAUUGCUGUAAGAGCAAAAGACAUUGGGAUCUGGUACACUCUUCUCAGAGGACUCAGUAAAGUGGCCGUCAUAGUUAAUGCGUUUGUGAUCUCCUUCACCUCUGACUUCAUCCCACGCCUGGUCUACCAGUACAUGUACAGUCCAGACGGGACUCUUCAUGGCUUCGUCAAUCACACGCUCUCAUACUUCAACGUCAGUCACUUCCAGCCUGGCACGGAGCCGCUGGCGCCGCUACACCUGGGCUACCGCGUCGACGUCUGCAGAUAUAAAGAUUACAGGGACCCUCCAUGGUCCGAGACGCCGUACGAGUUCUCACGAGAAUUCUGGGCCAUUCUGGCGGCGCGAUUCGCUUUCGUCAUCGUCUUUCAGAAUGUGGUAAUGCUGAUGAGCGACUUUGUGGAUUGGCUAAUCCCAGACAUUCCCAAGGACAUUAGCGUUCAGAUACACAAGGAGAGGAACCUGAUCGUUGAGUUGUUCAUGAAGGAGGAGCGGGGCAAGAAGCACAGGAACACCAUCGGUGACCCGAGUCCUCAACCGCUGCGCUCGCGUCCCAGUUCCCAGGCUUGAUCUCCAUCAGAACUCAGU
Molecule: messenger RNA, 2984 nt
Organism: Rhinichthys klamathensis goyatoka
Lineage: Eukaryota; Metazoa; Chordata; Actinopteri; Cypriniformes; Leuciscidae
Gene: ano1a
Product: anoctamin 1, calcium activated chloride channel a
Exons: 26
Coding region: 60-2966 (968 amino acids)
Biological process (GO): chloride transmembrane transport
Cellular component (GO): plasma membrane
Molecular function (GO): protein dimerization activity; chloride channel activity
Source: RefSeq, a predicted model, not a curated record